AUGGAGAAUAAGAAUGUCAAGGAAAUGAGUAAGCAGCGUAAUAAUAAUUUUAAAAUAUAUCUUCAGUUCCAUUCGUCCCCGAAAACAACUCGGUCCAAGUGUGCAGCAGAGAUCAUGUUCACCGAAUUCACGAUGCUAAUGAUCCUGUCGUCCUUUAUAAGUCUUUAAUCGCUGCUAAGGAAACUGUAAGGAUAUCAGCAAACUCUAAAUUGUCAGCUUUAGGAAAACAGAUGGAUUUCUUGAUCAAGGUGAGAUUUCUUCUUUUUUAUUAUCUUGUUUAGGAAGCAAACAAAAUAGUAGAACAGAGCAAACGCGAUGAGCAACUGCAUAAUAUUCCCUGUAAUUUCAAAAAAAUUGCCGGGAAUGUAUAUUAUUUAUACAAAAGAGGAAAUGGGACUGAAUUCUUUUCUAUGUUAUCGCCUGAUGAAUGGGGAAGACAGCUAAAUAAUUUUGAGUAUGUUGGCGGAUAUAGAUUGGAUGGAGACUACGGGUUCACAUGCGUUGAUGGUGCUGAAGAUGAGGGAAGAGAAGAAGAAAGAUAUCGACAAAUUUUUAAAAGGAUAGGAUACUGA
Bursaphelenchus xylophilus (pine wood nematode) is the source of this 572-nucleotide messenger RNA. Lineage: Eukaryota; Metazoa; Nematoda; Chromadorea; Rhabditida; Aphelenchoididae. The record is from the annotation of a GenBank genome assembly.